Molecule: messenger RNA, 1593 nt
Organism: Solea solea (common sole)
Lineage: Eukaryota; Metazoa; Chordata; Actinopteri; Pleuronectiformes; Soleidae
Gene: tfg
Product: trafficking from ER to golgi regulator
Exons: 8
Coding region: 214-1452 (412 amino acids)
Biological process (GO): endoplasmic reticulum to Golgi vesicle-mediated transport; COPII vesicle coat assembly
Cellular component (GO): endoplasmic reticulum exit site
Molecular function (GO): identical protein binding
Source: RefSeq, a predicted model, not a curated record
GCGGCUGCGCGUAGUGAAUGCCACGUACUGACUGACGUUGAAAGUGUGGAGGACGCUUCCUGAUGCUGGCCCAGUUCUGGCUAGGCUAGCUAACUGGUUUGAUUGUCACGGUUUGGGGUGAACCUGUGAAACACGGCGCGGUCAAGUUGUCAGUUUCAGACUACCUCUCCUCUGACUGUAAAGCGGUGGGAGCACAACAGGUUGGACUGUACCAUGAACGGCCAGCUGGACCUGAGUGGGAAGCUGAUCAUCAAAGCCCAGUUGGGUGACGACAUCAGACGCAUUCCUAUCCACAAUGAAGACAUCACUUAUGAUGAGCUGGUGCUGAUGAUGCAGCGUGUUUUCAGGGGCAAGCUGCAGAGUAAUGAUGAAGUUACCAUCAAAUAUAAGGAUGAGGAUGAUGACCUCAUCACCAUCUUUGACAGCUCCGACCUCUCCUUUGCCAUCCAGUGUAGUAGAAUACUCAAACUGACUCUGUUUGUGAACGGUCAGCCGCGGCCUUUGGAGUCCAGCCAGGUGAAGUACUUGCGCAGGGAGCUCAUAGAGCUUAGGAAUAAAGUCAACAACCUCCUGGACAGUUUGGAGCCCCCCACAGAGCCUGGACUGGCUGCUACAGCAAGAGAAAGUGAAUCGGUUGAUGGACGUGAAGGAAAAGUUGUGGCAGGAGAUCCCACAGUGAAACAGGCCACUCCAGUCAGUGCGGCAAGCAUGUCAGCCUUUGACCCACUGAAAAACCAGGACGAGGUCAACAAAAAUGUCAUCUCUGCUUUUGGCCUCAGUGACGAUCAGACCCAAGCCCCUCCAGCAGUUGCAGCAGAGGAGCGCUCAGGAACUCCUGAUAGCAUCGCCUCCUCCUCAUCUGCGGCCCCUCAGCCAGGAGUACCCCCCCAACCACAGGCUCCUUAUGCUGGAGUGCAGCAGGGACCCCCAGCUGGCAUUGAUGGUCAGGUGUACCAGCAGUACCAGGCCCCAGGUGGAUACCAGCAACCAGGUGCCCCACCCCAGCAGCAGCAGCAGCAGUAUGGUAUGCAGUACCCUGCAGGAUAUAGUCCUCAGCCCGGAGCUCCUCAGCCUGGCCCACCACAGCAGCAACAGCAGCAGUUUCAGAACUACGCCCCUCCCUCCACCCAGGCUCCUACCCCCGGCCCAGCCCCACCUCCAGCCCCAGCCCAGGGCUUCCAAGGUGGCCAGCAACCACCCCAUCCAUCUCAGGGAGCCCAGCAAUAUCCACCAGGAGCCUUCCCUCCCCAAAACUAUACCUCCCAGGCCUCCCAGCCUGCUAACUACAGCCUGCCACCUAACUCCCAGGCCGGCUCAGCAGGGUACCAACCCCGCCAGGGGUACAACGUACCUCCAGGCAGCACCCCUCCACCGGGAGCUGCUAACCCAUAUGCCCGCAACCGCCCCCCCUAUGGCCAGGGCUACACUCAGCCUGGCCCUGGAUACCGGUAAAAGGGGACAGAUGAUACUAAUGAUCCUCACACACCCCCCCUUAACCCCUACCUUCUGUGUGUGGCUCCAGCUGUUUGGAGUGUGUGCAGGAAACAUUGUUUUACUGCUCUACAUUCCCCUCUCCGGCAAAUAUCAAGUCCA